AUGGCGUCGUCGGCCGGUCGAACUUUACGAAGCGCUUCUCGCUUAAUUUUACAGGUAAAUUCGCCAUGAUGAUUCUUUGUAUGACGUUUAAAUACUGAAAGGUUGUUUCUUUUUAAGGCUGCAAGCUCACAGAGUGGACGGAUUGCGUCACAAGGUAUUUGUUCCGAUAGUAAAUCGGAGAAAAUAUUGAGCACUGCACGUGUGUCAAUCCAUCAUACUAGAAACUUUCUCAUGUUUAAUCAGCCUUGCGAUAUUUUAUUUUUAAGCCGGAAGCCCAAAACUACAGACAGUUCGGGCUCUUCAUCAAGCUGCAGGAAUAAGUUUGUGAGUUCAAGUUGUCAAUAGAUAUUCCAGAAAUUCUUUUGCAUCGCUUUAUAAACACUGUACAGCCAAUUAGCCAAGAUUAUAUAAUUUACUUAUCUGGUUCCUGUUCUCUUCUCUUCGGUACAAUGCCCCUAUCUUCACUCUCUGCUCCUGCCUUCCCAAGGAUACAGAGAGAAAACAUUUCCAUUCUAUGGGAUGUAUACAUGCAUGACCCAACAUUGUCCGUUGUGUACAGAGAGUGCUUCGAUCCACAGGAGCAAUUAGUUGCAUAACAGUGAAGCGUGCUAUUAUUACACUUGAGUAAAAAUUAGUACAAGCAUACUUGUUGACUGAUGAAGAAGAACUACAAAUGAAGACCUUGUCCUGUAAUUCUAGUGCCAGUUCCCUUGCUCCUCGAAAAGUUGUCAACCUAGCCCCAUUAUGAACCCAUACCCCUCUUAUUUUGGGUCAACAAUACUGUAUUAGGCGAACAUUGGUAAGAUUCCCUGGGAUAUUUAAUCAAACAGCUCUCAUGGUACACAGUAGCCUGCUGUAGUGUUGUCAUUCAGACAUAGAGAGACUAUUCCUUCUUCAUUGCCAAAGGCUAACUGAACUUUAUUGAUAAACACGUUACACGUAUACAAGUAUAAGAGUUUACUGACUUAUAGUAAUUUUACAGCAUGCAGGUAUUUCCAGUACAGUAGGAUUACUGCGAGUAGUACAUUUACUGAAUUAAGUACAAAGUGCUCACCUUAGAACCCAUACUAAGGUUGUUGUCAAUAAUUAAGAUAGGUACAUGUAUAAUCAAUACACUAUCCCUGUAGAGCAGGCAUAAUUUUGGCGAGCAAGUGUGCAGUGUUUUCUUUGUGGUAAUUAUGGCUGUCAUCUUUGAUUUUAUUGGCAGUAGAAAGCUGGGUAGAGAAAGAAAUUUGUACCAAGGGGGUGAGCAAUGGUCAAAAAUAAGGAGAGGGGUGGGGGUGAUCACUCACAAGCUUCUCAACAUUGACUCGCCCUAAUAAGAUGGUAUGUUUAAUUUCUUAUGUAAAAUGCAUUCUUUUCAGAGCAAGACAAGCCCAGAGGACUUUUUCUGUUAGUAUAUCAAGGACAGCUUCUGCUUGUGCUAUGAUGAGUAUAGGUCAGUCCAGAUGGUAAUUUAGUUGUUGUAAGCUUUUGUUAUAUUCAGGAUCUUAGUUAUCAAUUCAACAAAUUGUAUACCCUUUCCAGGGAUGAAAGAAUCUCAAGUGAAUGCAAUUCUGGAUUACCCAAGUCAUGUAAACAAUAAUUGUUCUGUUGCUAUUUCCUAAGUGAUUUAUUGAAAAACAAAUGAUGAUUUUGGAAAUAUUUUGUUAACAGCUUCACCAGUGUCUACCAGUGGAUCACUGUUAUGUACUGGAAGCAGCUCAGAUAUGAUGGAAGUAUCUGCUAGUGAAGAUGAGGGACUAGUGAUCGAGGCGCCGGAGAAACUCGAUGAUUUAUAGCAUUGGUUUUCCUUACAUACAAUAACUGUUGUAUGUAAUUCUGUUAUUUAGUUACAAAUGCAGUUUUAUUGCUGUCCCUCAAGACUUCUUCUGAUUUGACAUUUUGCCAGGAUUUCUUAAAUACAAACUAUUAUACAUUUUUUGAACCAGAGUUGUGCAGGUGGUUUCAGGAACUCCUGAAGUGGGAUUUUUUUGAAAAUUGUAUAAUAAGAGGUUGUGUGGAAAAAUCCUCUCAGAAAAUAGUGAUUGGUGUUACUUAACCUUUUUACUCCCAGAAGUGAUUAACAAGUAAUUUCUCCCUACAAUAUCCAUGCACUAUCCAGCAAACAGGUAAUGAGAAUACUCAAACUGAUCAGGCAGUUGUUAUCUUGAUCUAAAACCAAAUUCUCAUAGCUUAUUUACAAGGAAAUGUGAAGCAGCUAGAGGGGAGAAUUAACAGUCAGAUCCUGGGAGUUGAAGGGUUAAGUGAAGGUUUCAUUACAGCAGCUGUAGUGUAAUUUUUGUCUGGGCCAUAUGAAUUGAAAUGUUGAUCAUUUUUAUUAUUCAAUGUAAACAUCUCUUCAGGAGCAGUAUUAUUGAACAGGAAGUUCAUUUAGGAGCAUUCAUGUAAACAGUAUUGUAACUGAAAUUUUGUGGAGGAGGUAAUCACACUUUGCAAUCAAAGUGUCAGCCAUUGUCAAUGACUUCUUGCAGAUGGAUUUUUUAUGUUUAACGCUUGGCAUCAUGUUAAAACACUUUUUUUAACUUUAAAAUUUGUUGUUAAUGGUAGUUUUCUUUUGCAUGUCAUUCUACUUUUUUUCCUGAAUUUUUUUCUGUGUUUUUGGUUUCAUAGGGGAUUAUAAGGUUAGGAACCCUUGUGAAAAUGAUUGUUAAAUUCUUAAAUCCUAAUUACAAGUCUUUGCAAUGUUUUAUUAUGGAUAGAAAUUCUCCAAGUCUGUUCCUAGUAUGGUGUUUAAAUUAUUGUAUAAUUUAACUAGACAAGUAAUUGUUAUUUAUUGUAAGUUCUCACUGCCUUUGAUACUAGUAUAUGCUAGCCUAUGAUUUUCCUAAACGCUUGCUUGCUCACUGUGUAUUUCAUGUUUCCAUCUCAUUAAAAACAGUAAUGAAAGGUAGUUGUCUUGAAGUUAUUAUCAGAUACUGCUCCAGCUUGUGGAAGUUGUAUUUUUCUAGUUAUUUCAUAA
This is a messenger RNA of Pocillopora meandrina, 2962 nucleotides long. The record is from the annotation of a GenBank genome assembly. Lineage: Eukaryota; Metazoa; Cnidaria; Anthozoa; Scleractinia; Pocilloporidae.